Molecule: messenger RNA, 1204 nt
Organism: Colletotrichum godetiae
Lineage: Eukaryota; Fungi; Ascomycota; Sordariomycetes; Glomerellales; Glomerellaceae
Exons: 2
Coding region: 374-1123 (249 amino acids)
Source: RefSeq, a predicted model, not a curated record
ACAACAUUCUAUCACUUACCGUGCCGGUGCACCAAUCCCACGCCCGUGCCUAUCUUAGGUAUUCACUGCCACUACCCAAAGGCAGGUACUCCGUACGUAUACCUAGGUACCUUACCCUCCAAGACUUGCGUAGGUAUCCGUACUCGGGUAGCCUUAGCCUGCCUCUUGCGCUUGAGGAUCGCCAGAGAGCAAAAGCAAGAGCGCUGCAGAUACAACCACCUCACACACAAACACCCACACGAAUACCGCAGUACACAACAAAUAACAGCACGCUCAACAUGACCAUCUCAACUCCUGCGCAUGCAGAGAACACCACCGUUACCUGCAACCGCCAUUCCCAUGCGACACCGGGCAUAGGUCCGGGCACUGUCAGAUGAGAAAGAUGGGAUGCUUGAGCUUAAUCCAAAGGCCCAAGACCAAAAGACGCAACACCGCCUCAGAGACAUGUUCAACGCGCAACGUCCAUCCAUCGCGCGUCAGAAAACGUCCAAGGAGGCGGAAACGAAACGUCCAGCUCUCGAAGCCCUCCCCCUCAACGUUCACGCUCCAAAGCCCGCCCGUGCUAGGUUAUCUGACCUCACGCUGCCGAGUCUUCACAGUAGCCGUACGCCUCCUCAGCCUCCCUUGCCAGAGGACCCUUAGGCUCAGUACACGACAGCAUUGUAUGGAUGUACAAGCUACUCAAAGUGCCCAAGUGCUGAAAUUCAGCAGGAGCCAGUUCUUCGGGAUCGAGGCACACUCACGCACACGUACGCACUCACACACAAACCCAUACCUAGCAAGGCUCCAGACUCUUACACGAUGGGACGAAAUGCAGAUUCUUCGGCUCGACCAAUGUCAUCAACUCACCAGCAGAUCCAACAAAGGGACGCAUGUACGUAGUAUACUAGACACUUCCGUACUCUACUGGGCCGUCUGGAUUCACCAGCUGGAGAUUCUACCUAGCUUGUCGAUGCAUCUCUCGGCGGACUGGACGACAGACCGCCACGGCGGUACAACAACAUGCCUCACCAACACUGCCGGCCAAUCACCAUUUGGUUCGCCUCAAUCUUGUCUCUGGAUCUGUCUCUCCCCCUUCUGCAGUGCAGUAAAGUACCCCACCACGGUGGCUUUGCCUUGCUAGUGGUGAGGUAAUGCUACCUGCAUAUCGGAAGGGAUGGCGUCCCCUGUUUUCGACAGGGAAAAAAAUUGCAGGGCCACUUCA